AUGGGAUUGGCGAAUGGUGGGAAUGAAGUGAUUAUGGAUGAUGGAGAUGGCGGGGGUGGAGGAGGAUUAAAUGGCAAGUCGUUUGGAGGGUUGUUUCAUGUUCGAUUUGUCUUGAAGUGGUUAUUGAUAUUAUGGGCUAAGCUUCAACGCGGAUGUCAAUUUCAUUUGAGUAUGUUAAGGAAACGGAAAGAGACAAUGAAAGCCCAGAGAAUGAACUCCAACCCCAGUCCAGUCCUUACAACAACUCAGCAAAUGAGGGGCAAAAAAGAAAAGGACCGUGGGGUUCUGGCCACGUGGGGCGUGCUCUAA
Dovyalis caffra is the source of this 309-nucleotide messenger RNA. Lineage: Eukaryota; Viridiplantae; Streptophyta; Magnoliopsida; Malpighiales; Salicaceae. The record is from the annotation of a GenBank genome assembly.